AUGGAGAUUUCAGAGAGAAUGAAAUUGGGAGAUAAUUCAAGCAUGGACGUGAUGGGUAAAGGCAUAUUUUAUGUUCUUGGAUUGCAAAAUAGUUUGAUAAGCAUUGGGCAGCUAGCUGACAAGGGACUUAAAAUUCUCAUACAAAGAGGAUCAUGCAAAAUUUAUCAUCUUGAGAAGGGUUUAAUAAUGGAGGUUACAAUGUCCUUGAAUCGAAUGUUCAAACUGUUUGCUCAUACACAACCAAAGGAGGAAGCUUGUUUUCAUUCUUUCAUGGAAGAUCUAGCCCAACUUUGGCACUGCAGAUACAAUCAUCUAAGCUUUAAUGGUCCGAAAAUUCUUCAACAAAAGGAGAUGGUAAGAGGACUGCCUUGUCUUGAUACCUCGUCGAAGGCAUGUGAGGAUUGCUUGGUGGGAAAGCAACGGAGAGAUCCAUUUCCCAGAGAAAGCACAUGGAGAGCUUAUCAAAUUCUUGAGCUGGUGCAUGCUGAUACUGACAGGACCUGCCUCGAAUUUCCUCGGAAACCGGGACGGACCCUACCUAAUUACCGACAUCACCCCGAUGCCGGGCCCACUUACUAA
This is a messenger RNA of Prunus armeniaca (apricot), 579 nucleotides long. Lineage: Eukaryota; Viridiplantae; Streptophyta; Magnoliopsida; Rosales; Rosaceae. The record is from the annotation of a GenBank genome assembly.